UUAUAUGCAAUGUGAGGUGUACUGUUUGUAAAGGAAUAAAUAAUUUAUCUUAGAGAACGAGUUGAAUGCUUUGGAUAUGUCGCAUUUGAGAAAAAAAGAAUGGGUUGUAUCAAUAGUCGAACAGAUAUUAAUGAUCUACACCCAAAUGUUUUUCAAGUGAUGAAUGUAGAUGAUUUAGGUAAUUUAAUUACACCUGGCCGCUUAGAAGUCACAGAAACAGAUAUAGUGCUUUAUCAACGUGGUAAACAGCCAAUUAAAUGGCCAUUACGUUGUUUGCGACGAUAUGGCCAUGAUGCUGAAAUUUUCAGUUUUGAAUCAGGAAGAAGAUGCUCUACAGGGCCAGGCAUUUAUGCUUUUAAAUGCCGCAGAGCUGCACAUUUAUUUAAUCUUGUACAAACGAAUAUUCAGGUUUGUAAUAACAGUGGAGAUGAUACGAUGACCAGAGAACUUCCAGUUGCUUCUCAUCCUGGUCCAACAGUGACAAGAGUGACAAUACCAAUUGAGCCUAAUUAUUUGGAUCCAAUAUUAAAUAGAACUAAUAAUCAUAUGGGUCCUAGAUUUGCUCAUAAUCAACAAAAUGGAGUUGGAAGAUUAGAUAGUGUGGGAAGUAGCACUGGUCUUAUAUCACCCCAAGGAAACAUGAGUUCUCCUACAUCACCUCCUGUGCUGCCACCACCACCACCACCACUCCCUCAACCACAUCCGUCCUCACUUUAUGUCAAUGAAGAAAUAUUGUCAUCUCUACCAUUGGAAAUGGAACAUAAUAAUAACAAAAGCCUUAGAAGAGCAAUACAGAGGUCUUGUACAGUGAGUACUACUAUAUCUGAUAAUGGUUCAGCUUCAUUGAAAUUGACAUCUAUGCACAAAGGUUCAGAAGUCAUUCCUCAAACUAAAUCACCACUUUCAGUAGCAACUUACAUGAAUGUAAAUAUUAAUAGUGAUGUUAGUCCACUUUCUCCAACUCAUAGUGUUUCUGAAGCAAUGCAGUUUAAAGAAGACAAAAAUGAAAACAGUGAAUCUGGGCAUGCUUAUAUGAAUAUAAGUCCUGGUCAAGAACAUGUAGAAUCUCUUGGUGCUAGACCACGACCUUCACCAUUACCAUUUAUUCAAUCUGAUAUAGAAGACCCAACAAGACACUGUUACGCUAAUUUAGAACCAAGUGAAAUCGAAAAUUUAAGAAAAAGAUUUUCUGGUGUAUCUGUAGCAGAAAAAUCACCUUUGCCUCCAUCAACACCUACAGGUGGUCCAAUUAGGGAAGUAAACUAUGCUGUAUUAGAUUUGGAUACAAAGGAUGUACCAAUGAAUUUGCCAUUAGAUGGCCCUUUAAAUUCUUCUGCAUCUCCCCCAGAAUCUCCAAAUAAGCUGCAAAAAGGGUAUGCUACAAUCGAUUUUAAUAAAACAGCUGCUCUUUCUCAUUCAGUCAACCCAAAUCUUGUAAAUGAUAACGAGGGUUCAAGGAAAACACGUCACAAUUCUACAAUUAGUGACUUAGCAGCUUCUGGUAGACGUAGUUCAUCUAUAAGUGAAUGAUCAGUCUUUUAUUUGAUAACUGUGCCUGUAUAAUGAAUAUUCAUAACAUUUUGCUUUACUUUUGUUACUCUUAUUAAAUUCAAACAUUUGAUGGCAUAGA
Messenger RNA from Habropoda laboriosa, 1630 nucleotides. Its product is annotated as fibroblast growth factor receptor substrate 2. The record is from RefSeq and is a predicted model, not a curated record. Gene Ontology annotation, biological process: cell surface receptor protein tyrosine kinase signaling pathway. Lineage: Eukaryota; Metazoa; Arthropoda; Insecta; Hymenoptera; Apidae. Gene Ontology annotation, cellular component: cytoplasm. The transcript is spliced from 4 exons. The coding region runs from base 100 to 1530 and encodes 476 amino acids.